Molecule: messenger RNA, 789 nt
Organism: Pyricularia grisea
Lineage: Eukaryota; Fungi; Ascomycota; Sordariomycetes; Magnaporthales; Pyriculariaceae
Exons: 1
Coding region: 1-789 (262 amino acids)
Source: RefSeq, a predicted model, not a curated record
AUGAUUGCCCUACGCAAGGCAGUUUUAAUACUCCCCCUGGCCUCUAUUGCCACCGCCCUACCUCUGCAGACUCGCGAGAUUUCCGUCAUGGAGCCAACACCAGAUUUGAUGAAGCAAUCGGAAUUUGUCGAUGUCCCAGGUGCUCUGACCGAAAGUACCCUGCCAGUCUCGGCCGGUAGCCCCGCGGGCCAGGCAGGCCAGGGUGCGGCGCCCGUCGUCACCUCUCCCGUCGAUGCAACCGCUCUCGCCACGGAUCCGACAGGCAUGGGUGUAACAUCUGGCGUCACUCCUGCUGCCGAUGCAACCGCUUCCGUCCCGAACACAACCGGUGGCACUCCUUCUUUAGAUGCCACUGCUCCUGUUCCGAACCCAGCCGCUGCCGGGGAAGCGUCUGGCAGCACCGCUCCUCUCGACGCCAAUGCACCUGCCACUGCCACUGCCACUGCCACUGCUACUGCUACUGCUACUGCUACUGCCACUGCUACUGAUCCUACCGCGAACCCAGCUGCCCUCGGCAAUGCGCCUGCCACCAACACCACCGCCGUUACACCACCUCAAGGCUCACAAACUGUUCCGGAUGUCGCCACAAACGGCGCCGUCAAGCCGGAGACUAAGUCAAACUCCACGUCCACAGAGAAGCCCGGCAGCCCGGAGACUCAGCCGACGACUGCUACGACUACGACGCCGCCCCAGUCCAGCGGUGGUAUCAUGGACACCAUCAAGGGAGGAGUAAAAAUGGCGGGGAGUGUGGUGACGGGCUUGGCGAGUAAGCUAAACCCGUUCUCGUAA